This is a messenger RNA of Caenorhabditis sp. 36 PRJEB53466, 3306 nucleotides long. The record is from the annotation of a GenBank genome assembly. NCBI's taxonomy places the organism in Eukaryota, Metazoa, Nematoda, Chromadorea, Rhabditida, Rhabditidae.
AUGGUGGUGGUGCCCGUCAAGGUGGAGAGCAGCCAAAGAAGUCGAUCAAGUGCUUUCGGUGCAACACGUUCGGUCACUACGCCAACGAGUGUGAGCAGAAAAGGUGAGGGAUUCCCAGAUAGGUUAUCCAGGGCCAUCGACUUCUGGGAGAGGAAUUGCCGGACAGAUUGGAUUCUGAGCGUGAUAGAAUCCGGGUUUAGGAUUCAGUUCGACGAGAGUGUGAUUUUGCCGGAGCCGCAGGGCAUGAGGCCGUCGGUAAUGAGACACAGCGAAUUCGUUUUUGCAGAAAUUAAGAAGCUGAUCGGUCAGGAGGUGCUCAUCAUGUCGGACAUCGAGCCGAGAUGUGUGUCGCCACUGCACGUGGUGGAACAAGGUGAGAAGAAGAGAAUGAUCUUGGAUCUGAGUGAAUUGAACAAGUGCCUGGCUCCUCCUCCUCACUACAAGUUAGAGAACAUGAAAACGGCGUGGCCUUUCCUAGAAAAAGCGAGUUUCGCAGCAACGUUUGAUUUCAAAUCGGGGUAUCACCAUGUCAUGAUUCAUAAAGAGUCGCAAGACUUGUUAGCUUUUUCGUUAUCUAAUCCACCCGAGGCUCCAUAUUUUAUGUUUAGAGGGUUACCCUUUGGGUUGGCAACCGCCCCGUGGCUGUUCACGAAACUUUUCAAAACGCUAGUGCAUAAGUGGAGAGCGGGGGGCAUGAAAGUGAUACUGUACCUGGACGACGGUCUCAUCCUAGGCGAAACGGAACGAGAAGUGGAAGAGGCGGUUGAAGUGGUGAGGAGGGACCUGGAAGAGGCAGGAGUGUGUGUAGCCGAAGAGAAAUCGGUUUGGACGCCAUCGCCAGUGUUCACAUGGCUGGGAUACAGAGGCGAUCUGUUGGCGAGAGAAGUCCGUGGGACUGAGAGAAGGAUGACCGCGUGGCGGCGUGCUCUGGAGGAGCUGAGGAGGAGCCCGGCUCCGUCGGUCCUGGACCGAAUGAAGUUUCUUGGAUGCCUGGCAUCAUUUGGUGUUGUUGCAGGAGAUGAAGGUGUAGCCAUGGCUCGGCAUCUGAUGCAGAAGGUCGGUGAGGCCCAGAAGAGGAGAGUGUCGACGACGACGAGGAAAAGGAAGUCGGAAGGUGAGGAGAGAGAACUGCGAUUCUGGGAAGGAAGAGGUGAAGAAGUGCUGAGAAGACAAAUAGAAGAGAGAGAGGUGGAAAUCGAUUGGUUUCUGUACACCGACGCUUCCGCUAAAGGAAUCGGCGCGGUGCUGAAGGAUAAGAAAGGAGAGACAGUCUGGAAGAUGACAGAGAGAGGAGACGCGGAAUUCGAGAGGGAAUCGAGCGCGAUGAGGGAACUGCGAGCUGUAGAGUGGGCCACGGCCAAGUUGAGAAGAGAGUUAGAAGGGAACAUCCAGGUGUUGGUGGACAGUCAGGCAGCGGUCAGCAUUCUGAGACGAGGUUCCAUGAAACCGGAGCUGCACGCAAUUGCGGAGAAAGUGUGGGAGAACCUGCAGAGAGUGGGGGGAAGCGAGUUUUUGUGGAUUCCGAGGGAACAGAAUUGCGAGGCCGACGAGGCAAGUAGAAAUUUUGAUUUCGAUGAUUGGGGAGUGAACGAGAGGGUGUUUAGCCUUGCACAGAGACUGUGGGGGAAGCUAGAAGUAGACUGGUUCGCGGACGCGAAGAACAGGAAGACGAGGUUGUUUUUUUCCAGAUAUCCAGAACCGGAAACCAGCGGAGUCGACGUCUUCGAUCACAUCGGAAGAGCCAAAGGAAUGGGAUUUUCUUGGUGGGUACCCCCUCCGGUACUCAUCCCGAAAUUGAUGGGAGUUGCCCGAAAAGAGCGCUUGCGAGGGGUUUUGGUGGCGCCAGUCUGGAAAAGUCAUCCGUCUUUCCAGGCACUGGUAGAUGGUAGAGGAAAUUUCAUCAGGGCAAUUAAAGAUUACCUGAUUUACGAGAAAAACGACGAGAUUUUCGUGCCGGGGGAAGGUUCCAGAUAUUGUGAAGCGACCAACUCAAAAUUUUGUAGAUCGAAAUUCAUUCUGGCUUUAGUCGACUUCAAUUAGAAAAGGCCCCGGGCUUUGCAAGUUGUUUCUACCUAACUUAUUCCCAAAAAACCUACUUGUUCAAUAAAGGCUGUAAGAUGAACCUUUUCCUUUUUCGGAGUGAGGAAUCAGAAAAACAUAUUCUCUAGUAGCGCAGCGUAAAGAGAAUAAUAUGUUUUUCGUUGACAAACGGAGAAAAAGGCGCACGCGGCGAGCGAAGUUAAAGGCGCAGCGACUUUGGAGGAGGCGAGGGUCUCGAAGCGAAUUGCACCAAGCGGUCGCGGUAAGCGGAAUUUGAAUUCGAAAAGUCAUUCUACGGAAUUAGCAAGGUUCCCGGCCCACCCACCCAACAAGAGAAUGAAAACGAGUCUAAAAUGGUUGCAGAGGGCGCGAAACGACAGUAUGUCAGAGAGUUGGAGACGCAGGCGGGACCUCGGAUGCAACAUCUCAUCGACGCGCUGAAGCUCGUGCCGUACGAGUCGAAAGCCACGUCCACGGCUCGUCGUUCCUGCUCUACCUCGUGGAGCGUGGGAAGAAGAUCGGAAGCAGUGUUAUGUCGAAGAUCUCGGCGGCGUAUCAGGUGGCUAAUGAAGGUUUUUCCAAGAUCGGCGGGACGUUUGUGACGGACAUCAUCAAGAUGAAGAGAAGACUCGAGAUUCCGAUGAAAAAGAAGCCAGUAGAGGUGACUUUGGAGGACAUUGAGAAGAUCACGCAGCGAGCGAUGCAGUCAAACAGACCGGCGAGCGAUCGGGAUGCCUUGCUGGCGAUCCUGUCGUUCCGCGUGAUGCUGCGAGCGUCGGAGGCGGCGAGAUCAAGUGGGACGGCGUCACGCAAGCAGGAGAUCUGAUUGAGGUAGUUGUGGAGAAGGCGAAGAACGAUCAGAUGGCUCUGGGACGUCGUUCGUUUUUCAACUACGAACCGGGCAGCGAUGCGGACAUUCUGAUGUGCAGAUGGAGACUUCGCUACAAGGAGAGGGCAUGCGAGUACGUGUUCUCCAAUCUGGAAGGAUCCAAAAGGCUGACGAAGCAAUCGAUCUCGGCCCUGGCUUCGAAGAUGCUCAAGGCGAUCGGGAAGUCGGGAGCGACGCACCACGGAUUCAGGAGAGCCGGAGCGAACUACUUGCAAGCGCAGGGACAUUCGAUGGACGAGAUCAGGUGCCGAGGACGUUGGAGAUCGAUGGAGGGGCUGCAGCGGUACUUGAAGGAUGUUUCGGAGGCGCAAGGAUGCAGGCGAGCGGUCAAAGGAGUCGGAGGAGACGCAGACGAGUCCGAGUCGGACGAAGAAUGA